AUGGUCAUUUUUGAUUAUAAAUAUGGAAAAUCAUCCACUGGAAAUAGAAUGAAAUAUGAUAUUGGAGCAACUAAGACUGGUAUCGCACGUCUUUUUGAUGAGGAAUCUGAGAAUGCCUAUGACAUCCGACUAAAGCUAUCAAAAGACGUUAUAACAAUUCAAAAGCAAGAUGUUGUUUGUGUCAAUGGAAGUGAUUCUGAUUCAAAUCACAGAACUGUUACACUUCGCAGACAGCCUGUUGGUGGAAUGGGUCUAAGUAUUAAGGGAGGUGCUGAACAUAGUGUGCCAGUUGUCAUAUCAAAAAUCUUUAAAGAUCAAGCAGCUGACCAGACUGGGAUGUUAUUCGUUGGAGAUGCAGUGUUGCAAGUUAAUGGCAUUAAUGUUGAAAAUGCUACACAUGAGGAAGUGGUGCAUCUACUGCGAAAUGCUGGGGAUGAAGUUACUAUCACUGUUCAGUACCUCAGGGAAGCCCCUUCUUUCCUUAAGCUCCCACUAGGCUCACCAGGUCCAUCCAGCGAUCACAGCAGUGGGACAUCCUCUCCCCUAUUUGACAGUGGUUUACACUUAAACGGAACCUCUACAAAUACCGCUCCGUCAUCACCUUCUUCACCUUCAGCUAACGAACCAAAAUAUGAGAAGCGUUGGUUAGAUGCCUUAUCAAUCCCUUUGUCAAUGGCUCGAGUCUCAAGAUACAGAGCUGGACCAGAUCAAUUAAGGCCUAACACUUUUGAGGUUGUUGCACUGGAUGGAGUAAGCUCUGGGAUCUUCCAAUUCUACACUGCCCAAGAGAGUGCUGACUGGCUACGAGCAAUAUCAACCAACAUCAAUGACUUGACCCUGCAAAAUAUGAAAAUGGCGAAUAAAUGCUGUUCCCCAAAUGACCAGAUAAUUCACAUGGGGUGGGUGAGUGAGAGGCUACUGGGAUCUGAUUCCAAUCAGCUUUACAAGUGCAAGUUUCUGGGACUGAAAGGCUCAUCGCUUCACAUUUUCAAUACUCCACCGGUCAGCAUUCGUGACUGGUUAUGGGCUGAAAAGAUCUACAACCUCUGCGAGAUUCUUUGUAAAGUUCAUAAGCUCUGGCUUGCUGAUGAAUGCUGGCUGCAAGCAAACUUAUAUUUAGGUCUUCAUCAGGACUGCGAACUUCAAGACCAGAGGCCCUAUGGCUUCAGUAUCCUGGCUGGUCAAGGCGAGAAUCAUUAUUUCUGUGUAGAGAUGGGGAGCGAGCUUGCAGUAUGGGAGAAAACCUUCCAGAGAGCAGUUUUCAUGGAUGUGCAGAGAACAGGGUCUAAGACGUAUGGAUGCACUUGGCAAGGACAAGCACUUUCCUUCACAAUAGACUUUGCUUCUGGAUUUACCUGUGUUGAUAAUAAUACAAAGGAUAUUAUCUGGAGAUUCAAGUUCUCACAGCUCAAAGGAUCUUCUGAUGAUGGAAAAACAUGUGUGAAAUUGCUGUUUCAGAACACAGAUACCAGGCAGAUUGACAUGAAGGAGCUGGAAUUUCCUGAUCUGACUGCAGUUUUGCACUGCAUACACUCAUUCAUAGCAGCUAAGGUGGCAGCAGUGGAUCCACUGUUUGUGGACAGCCAGAGUGUUGCACGGAAGUACAUGUACAGCAGCUGAGGAUGGGAUUGCAGCCACUGGAUAUGUAUUGUA
Messenger RNA from Pristis pectinata (smalltooth sawfish), 1653 nucleotides. It is a transcript of the gene sntg2, whose product is annotated as syntrophin, gamma 2. Lineage: Eukaryota; Metazoa; Chordata; Chondrichthyes; Rhinopristiformes; Pristidae. Gene Ontology annotation, cellular component: intracellular anatomical structure; dystrophin-associated glycoprotein complex. The transcript has 17 exons. The coding region runs from base 1 to 1620 and encodes 539 amino acids. The record is from RefSeq and is a predicted model, not a curated record. Gene Ontology annotation, molecular function: structural molecule activity; protein binding.